Molecule: messenger RNA, 3208 nt
Organism: Dromiciops gliroides (monito del monte)
Lineage: Eukaryota; Metazoa; Chordata; Mammalia; Microbiotheria; Microbiotheriidae
Gene: MUC1
Product: mucin 1, cell surface associated
Exons: 7
Coding region: 76-2877 (933 amino acids)
Cellular component (GO): apical plasma membrane
Source: RefSeq, a predicted model, not a curated record
UUCCUGAGCCGGACCCAGCCUUUUGGGCAGAACCUGGCCCAGCCUGCUUGCUGCUCUCCUCCGUUGGUUACCACCAUGACCCCGGGCAUCCAACCUUUCCAGAUCUUUGUAUUGUUCCUGGCACUUUCAGCUAUCACCGUCAGCACCCCUACCUCAGCUGACUAUGAGACAAGUAUAAGUACAGCUUGGGACCCAAGCGGCAGAAGUACAAAGGAGGACAACUCAUCAGCCAUGAUCCCCAGUUCCAUAGUUUCAACUAGCACACACAGACCCACAAGUACUACUGAUAAAACAGAAAUCAGUAGCCAUCCUGGUACCACGACCACACCUUAUACAGAUGAUAGCAUAUCUACUGCACCUGCUCUCACUGACCAGCACAAACACACUAUACUCCCUAGUCACCACAGCACAGCAUCUGUACCCACUGACCAGCACACACACACUACACCCCCUAGUCACCACAGCACCACAUCUGUACCCCCUGACCAGCACACCUCCACUACACCCCCUAGUCACCACAGCACCACAUCUGUACCCCCUGACCAGUACACCUCCACUACACCCCCUAGUCACCACAGCACCACAUCUGUACCCACUGACCAGCACCCCCCCACUACACUCCCUAGUCACCACAGCACCACAUCUGUACCCACUGACCAGCACACCUCCACUACACCCCCUAGUCACCACAGCACCACAUCUGUACCCACUGACCAGCACACCUCCACUACACCCCCUAGUCACCACAGCACCACAUCUGUACCCCCUGACCAGUACACCUCCACUACACCCCCUAGUCACCACAGCACCACAUCUGCACCCACUGACCAGCACACCCCCACUACACCCCCUAGUCACCACAGCACCACAUCUGUACCCACUGACCAGCACACCUCCACUACACCCCCUAGUCACCACAGCACCACAUCUGUACCCCCUGACCAGCACACCUCCACUACACCCCCUAGUCACCACAGCACCACAUCUGUACCCCCUGGCCAGCACACCCCCACUACACCCCCUAGUCACCACAGCACAGCAUCUGUACCCACUGACCAGCACACCCCCACUACACCCCCUAGUAACCACAGCACCGCAUCUGUACCCCCUGACCAGCACACCCCCACUACACCCCCUAGUAACCACAGCACCACAUCUGUACCCCCUGACCAGUACACCUCCACUACACCCCCUAGUCACCACAGCACAGCAUCUACACCCACUGACCAGCACACCUCCACUACACCCCCUAGUAACCACAGCACCACAUCUGUACCCCCUGACCAGCACACCCCCACUACACCCCCUAGUAACCACAGCACCGCAUCUGUACCCCCUGACCAGCACACCCCCACUACACCCCCUAGUAACCACAGCACUACAUCUGUACCCCCUGACCAGUACACCUCCACUACACCCCCUAGUAACCACAGCACCACAUCUGUACCCACUGACCAGCACAUCCCCACUACACCCCCUAGUCACCACAGCACCACAUCUGUACCCACUGACCAGCACACCCCCACUACACCCCCUAGUAACCACAGCACCACAUCUGUACCCACUGACCAGCACAUCCCCACUACACCCCCUAGUCACCACAGCACCACAUCUGUACCCCCUGACCAGCACACCCCCACUACACCCCCUAGUAACCACAGCACCGCAUCUGUACCCCCUGACCAGCACACCCCCACUACACCCCCUAGUAACCACAGCACUACAUCUGUACCCCCUGACCAGCACACCUCCACUACACCCCCUAGUAACCACAGCACCACAUCUGUACCCACUGACCAGCACAUCCCCACUACACCCCCUAGUCACCACAGCACCACAUCUGUACCCACUGACCAGCACACCCCCACUACACCCCCUAGUAACCACAGCACCACAUCUGUACCCACUGACCAGCACAUCCCCACUACACCCCCUAGUCACCACAGCACCACAUCUGUACCCACUGACCAGCACACCUCCACUACACCCCCUAGUAACCACAGCACCACAUCUGUACCCACUGACAAGCACACCUCCACUACACCCCCUAGUCACCACAGCACCAUACCUACAAAAAGCAUUCAAAUCACUACAACAACAACUGGUAACCCCAAGAGUAUUUCUUCAACCCUUCACCACAAAACCACACCUGUCCCCAACAAUAACCACAGCUCUGUGUCACAACCCAUUACUAUCAGCCAAAGAACCUCUCACUUCCCAGUUGUCAUUUCUGAGAGCAUAUUUUACCUCUCAUUCCGCAUCACCAACAAGGAUUUUAACUCUUCCCUGGAAGAUCCCAGCUCUUUCUACUACAAAGAAUUGAAGAAUUCUAUUAAUGGUCUGUUGCAGCAGAUCUACAGAAACAAGACAUUUUUGACUUUUUACCUGCUCCAGUUCAGAAAGGGCUCUGUGGUUACAGACUGUUUGGUGGUCUUCCAAGAGGACAGCAUUACAACCAGUGAAGUACAGAACCUGUUUGCUGAAAAUGUGAUGAAAAGUCACCUAUACAACCUGACUAUUUCACCAUCAGAUAUAACUGUCUAUAUGUGGAAUUCUAAAACCUCAUCUACUGAGUCUGCUGUGCCCGGCUAUGCCAUUGCUUUGCUCGUGAUUGUCUGUAUCCUUCUGGCUUUGGCAAUUGUCCACCUUACUGCCCUGGGGCUAUCUUGGUUCCGCCGGAAACAUUGUGGACAGCUGGACAUCUUCCCAUCCCAAGAUUCUUACCACCCCAUGAAUGAAUACCCCCCUUUUCAUACCCAUGGACGAUACGUGCCCCCAGGCAGCACCAAGCGCAGCCCCUACGAAGAGAUCUCUCCAGGAAAUGGCAGCAACAGCCUCUCCUAUGUGAACCCAGUGGCCACUUCUGCUAACCUGUAGAGGACUGGUGCCAGUUCUAUUCCCUGGGGCCAAGCAGUGCCGGGGGCACUUCCCCCAUUUCUUGGCCUCCACCCUUCCCCCUCCUGGAAGGGAAGACAAGGAGUCCUGAGUGGGUAGUGUCCCAAGGGUCCCUUUUCUGAAGGCCCCUUAGACGCAGCCCCCCACCCCUCCCACCCCCCUUAAUCCAUUUUUCAAUGAAGUUGUCAGAGACUGCCUGCUGCUAUCCCACCCUUAUGCCCUGUCUUGAGAGACAGUGACGCCUUCUGGCAGAUGAUGGAACCAGAGUGGGUUGGGUCUGGGGGUAAGAGCGAUCUGCAUGUGACUGAAUAAA